CGUUCAGCUGCAGUUGUGUUGAGUCUUGUCGUCCGGAUGAAAGUGAGCGCGCGCCGUGUUCCUCGCGGUGGCUUCAUAUAACUCUCCGUCUCCUGCCCUUUGUUGUUGUUCUCACGCUAACGUGCGCGAUCCGCGGAGCCGACACGACUGCGCGGUCGCAUUCCGCCCCGACUUCCCCUCUGCCAGCGGCCUGGUUGCUUUGAGAUGAACAGAAGAUGUCGGUGUCGGGGCUGAAGGCCGAACUGAAGUUUCUGGAGUCAAUUUUUGACCCAAAUCACGAGCGGUUCAGAAUAAUAGACUGGAAACCCGACGAGCUCAGUUGUCAGUUCAACGUAACCGGAGAGAAGCUGCUGAUCAUUCAUUGCAACAUCACGGAAUCCUAUCCCUCCACCCCCCCAAUAUGGUUUGUUGACUCCGAUGAUCCCAGCCUCGCUGAAGUGCUGGAGCGCUUGGAGGAUGUGAGGAAAGGCAGCACAUUGCUUCUCCAGCAGCUGAAGCGCCUCAUUUGUGACCUCUGUCGGCUUUACAACCUUCCACAACAUCCCGACGUGGAAAUGCUGGACCAGCCUCUCCCCGCCGGUCCCAUCACACAAGACCGCAAGCAUGUGCCAUCCGAUGAGGUGACAUCAGAGGAGGAGGAGGAGGAAGAAAUGGGCGAGCAGGACAUAGACCUGGACCAAGACCUGGACCAUUAUGAAAUGAAAGAGGAGGAGCCAGUUGACGGGAAGAAGUCAGAAGAUGACGGAAUAGAGAAGGAAAAUUUGGCCAUCUUGGAAAAAAUACGAAAAAACCAGAGACAAGAUCACUUAAAUGGUGCCGUCUCUGGAUCAGUCCAAGCUUCAGAUCGCCUAAUGAAAGAACUCAGGGAGAUCUACAGGUCGCAAAGUUACAAGACAGGUAUUUAUUCAGUGGAACUAGUCAAUGACAGCCUGUAUGAAUGGCAUGUCAAGUUAAGGACGGUAGACCCAGACAGUCCGUUACAUAGCGACUUACAGGUUUUAAAAGAAAAGGAAGGAGUGGAUUACAUUCUGCUGAAUUUCUCUUAUAAAGAUAAUUUUCCUUUUGACCCUCCUUUUGUACGGGUUGUUGCACCUGUGCUCUCCGGAGGUUAUGUUCUUGGAGGGGGGGCCUUGUGCAUGGAGCUUCUAACAAAACAGGGCUGGAGCAGUGCCUAUUCCAUAGAAUCUGUCAUUAUGCAGAUAAAUGCAACUCUGGUUAAAGGCAAAGCUAGGGUGCAGUUUGGAGCCAAUAAGAACCAGUACAGUCUUGCCAGAGCACAACAGUCAUACAAAUCCCUGGUGCAGAUUCAUGAAAAGAAUGGCUGGUACACACCGCCUAAAGAGGACGGAUAAGGACCUGCCGCCACUAUGCACUGGAACCACGUAUUCGGGGCAUCUCGUUUUCUUUGAAAUAUUGCCCCUCUCUGACUUAACUGGGAAAUAUCUAAUCAUUUUCAUGAAAACCAUCUCAUCAACUCAUCUGACGAGUAUCGUUUUGUUCGCUCCCGAAGACAGAACUCUGAUCUCACUUCUGCUGUUCGUGUUUGAGUUCGCAGGAGUUUUUGAGAUGAUCACCUGUCCUGUUUUUUUUUUUUUCAUUUUUCUUUUAGAAAAAGAAGAAAAAACAACUUGUUUCUUCCUUUUUUAUUAAUGUGGGGGGGUGCUUUCUCUUUAAGCUGCUUUGAAAAAGUGAGCGUCACAGUCACCCCCCUCCUUUAAAGUGAAUUUUAAAAGAAGAUUGAUACGAAGCUCUUGAAGUGGCACCUCAUUGCACCUCGUUGUUUUUAAUCGACUAUGAUUUUUGUUUAUUUUGUUUGAAAUUUAAUGGUACAUAAACGCAAAUAUUGUUUUAGAAAUAUUGUUUUGCAUUUGUUUUUGUUAUUUGAGCAUCGUAGAAAAUAAAGGAGCCGAUUUGAUAUA
This is a messenger RNA of Oryzias melastigma (Indian medaka), 1919 nucleotides long. Its product is annotated as ubiquitin-conjugating enzyme E2 Q2. Lineage: Eukaryota; Metazoa; Chordata; Actinopteri; Beloniformes; Adrianichthyidae. The transcript has 13 exons. The coding region runs from base 216 to 1352 and encodes 378 amino acids. The record is from RefSeq and is a predicted model, not a curated record.